Capronia epimyces CBS 606.96 is the source of this 705-nucleotide messenger RNA. RefSeq names its product serine/threonine protein kinase. NCBI's taxonomy places the organism in Eukaryota, Fungi, Ascomycota, Eurotiomycetes, Chaetothyriales, Herpotrichiellaceae. The transcript is spliced from 2 exons. The coding region runs from base 1 to 705 and encodes 234 amino acids. The record is from RefSeq and is a predicted model, not a curated record. Gene Ontology annotation, molecular function: ATP binding; protein kinase activity. Gene Ontology annotation, biological process: protein phosphorylation.
AUGGAUUCAACUGUAAUUGACGUUGACCCCACGUCUCAAAAUUUGAUCGCAUGUGGAAUCUUUACCUUGGUACAUCGCCUGAACGAAAACUGCGUUCGGAAGGUUCCACGAGACAAUGAUGCCGACAAUAUCCAGGCCGUGCAGAAUGAAGCAAACAUCUAUGCUAUGCUAGGCGAUGAUGACCACUUUGCUAUUUGUCUUUCUGCCAACCAGUCUGUGGAACACGUCGAUCUCAAAUGGGCUGCGAAUGGAACGCUAGAAGAUUACAUCCAAAAGGAAGGAUCGCGUCUCACAACCACUCGCCGAUACGAAAUGGGUUGUAUAAUAAUUGAAGCUGUCCAGAAACUCCAUCAUCUAGGUGUGAUUCACAGCGAUUUGGCCCUGCGCCAGUACCUCCUCUCUGAGGACUACCGGCUGAUUUUACAGCUCCGGGAUAUCCAGGGCAUCCUCCGCUGGGAAUGGAAAAUUGUUCAAUCUGACUUAUUUGCUCUUGGGAGUACCCUCUACGAAUUGAUGGUGGGACAGACUCCAUACCAGGGAAAGUCUGAAGACGAAAUUCAGUUGCUGUACGAACAAGGAAAAUUCCCUGGCACGAAUUACAUCCUUUGCGGCGACGUUAUUUUGGGCUGUUGGACCAAACAAUUCAAUUCUGCCGACCAAGUUCUUGAUUCCUACCGAAGAUCCCCCACUCAAAUACUAAACUGA